Messenger RNA from Pogonomyrmex barbatus (red harvester ant), 5412 nucleotides. RefSeq names its product class I SAM-dependent methyltransferase fire dancer (gene fid). Gene Ontology annotation, biological process: tRNA methylation; tRNA wobble uridine modification. The record is from RefSeq and is a predicted model, not a curated record. NCBI's taxonomy places the organism in Eukaryota, Metazoa, Arthropoda, Insecta, Hymenoptera, Formicidae. Gene Ontology annotation, molecular function: tRNA (5-carboxymethyluridine(34)-5-O)-methyltransferase activity; S-adenosylmethionine-dependent methyltransferase activity; tRNA binding. Gene Ontology annotation, cellular component: nucleus; cytoplasm.
UCCCGAUCUCGCCGCCGACGUCGCCGCUGUCACCGCGCUGCUGCACCCUUUUGCCGCCACGGCAGCGUAUCUCAUCGCGAGCAUGAAAAUUCCGCCUCUCUCAUGACCCAGCAUUGUGAGCGCACAUGUGGACGAGGAUAAAUCACCUUAGCGAGAGGGAUGUCUGAGAGCGACGGAGAGCAUGCAGCUCGCUCGGUGGCCUUAGAGCAAGCCUACGUCCACGAAGUAUACGAGCAAUGCGCCGAGAAGACCACGCAAAGUAAACACUGGCCACGAGUAUAUCAGUUUCUUCAAGAACUCGAACCGGGUGCCCUCGUCUGCGACAUCGGUUGCGGCAACGGAAAAUAUCUCAGCGUAAAUCACAGCAUCUUCAAGAUAGGGGUGGACCGAUGCAAGCGCUUCACCGACAUCGCGCGCGAGAAAGAAAAUGAGGUUCUAAUCUGCGAUAAUUUGGCUCUACCAUUCCGAGAAGAAAGUUUCGAUGCGGUACUGUCGAUCGCCGUGGUGCAUCAUUUCGCCACAACUGAGAGGAGAGUACAUGCGUUGAAAGAAUUAGCGCGAGUCCUAAGAAUCGGAGGUCGACUCGUCAUAUCCGUCUGGGCUAUGGAACAAAAGCAUAGAAAGUUUGAGUCGCAAGAUGUUUUAAUACCAUGGCCCAAAUCGCAAUGCAUGAGCGCAGCGUCAGAUGGGACGAAGCAUUCGGGUGCAUCAGACGGUAAUAACGAGAAGCGAGAUGAUGACACCGCACAGAAAUAUCCGUCAUUCUCCAAGAGAAAUAGCCAACGAAAAUGUAAAAGCAAGAGUUAUUGGAUCGAUCCGAUAUUCAGCUUAUCACCAUCCACCAGUAGCCUCUCUAGCCCGAAUGAGACUUGUUAUAGUUGCUUCCGGCGAGCGUUGCAGAAAUUAGCAAGGAGUAGACGUGGAGGUGGCGGUCGUGCAUGGUUUCCUGGAAGUUGGCAGAGCGGUACCAAGAGUCGACGGCACUAUGAUGCUGAAGACACAACUGACGUAGACGAACUGCCGAUCGAAUUGCGCCGCGUAGAGACCACGCAUACGCUGAUGAUGACGAACAAGCAUUCCACGGACACGUUAAGCAUCAAAUCCAAAAGCUUGGGUGAUAUUCUGGAGAUUGAGCGACUCGAUUUGGUACGUUCCCGAUCCAGUAUCCCGGGUUUCUACUCGACGUCCGAAUUGAUCCUAGACGAGCGAUCGGUCUCGUCGUCGUCAAGCGGCUCAAAGCCGCGACUGGUGAAACAAAAGUCGUACGUGGAGGAGAUCGGUUUGGAGAAUCCCGAAGACACUGCCAUUGAAAACCUGAUCAAGGACCUCCCGGAUUUCUCCUGCCAAUCGUUGCGCAAGCGCAACGUGCCGUUGAAACAGAGCUCGAUGAACGAGGAGCUGAUGUCGACGGAGCGGCUGGAGGAAAAGGAACGAGUGCGCCGGAACAUCAUGAAACAGGCGUCGUUGAACGAGGAACUCAUCUGCAAGUGGCGAACAUUCGAGGCGCUCAAGGAUUCGAUCAGUCCGGUGAGCGCGAGUCGGCGCUUCCAACUGCUAAAGGAUGGGCUGACCAGCAAGAUCAAACGCUCCACAACGAACAUCGAGAAGGUCUCCAGUAUGUCGAUUAAGAACGGUUUCGUUCGAAUGCUGCAGGGAUGGAAAUCCUGCGACAGCGAGUCGACGUCCGCCGCGACGGCAGAAGCGACGACGAAGCUGAAACCAGCGGACAACAAGGUGCAACCGGUAACCGUGGUGAAACGUAGCAUCGAGGGCGUCGAACGUCGUCUGUCGCGCGAAGAUGGCUCGGAUUCGUCGAAAGAUAGCAGUCUGCAGAGCGAUACCAGCGUGGAUUCCGAGGACAGCUUUGCAUCUGUGAUUUAUGUGCCGAAACAGGACGUCGCCGUCCCGACACCGCCGGCAUCGUCCUCGAUCAACGAGGUUCCUUCUGCGCCGCGACCGGCGGCGUUGCAGCUGGGCACGACGUCGGCACCGUCGUCGCCGCGCGUAAAACAGUCGUUGGACAGUCAAUCAUCCAGAUUCAAAGUGAUCGGCGUGUCGCCACUGUUGAAACAGCAGCCAAGUGUCACGAGUACGAGCACAAGUACGAGUACGAGCACAAGUACGAGUAUGAGUACGAGUACGAGUGCGAAUACGAAUCACCUUGGCGAUACGAUAAAGCCUAGUGUGCCAAUUGUCAUUUGUAAGGAAGCGCUCGAUAACACGUUACAGGUACCAGCGUCAGAAGGAUCGGGUCUGAUAUCGGAACUGUUGGAACCGGAUAUAGAACCAGAUACUACGUCAUUGAUACGUGCUUUCAAUGAUGUCACCAAGACGGCUAAUCGCGAGCCGACCAUGAACGAAGAUGAUAGUCGAAAGGCCAGGCUGAACCAAAUCAAGGAGCUGCUCAUAGCGAAACCGGGCUUCGCGACACGUGCCAGAUCAUCGUUUCCGUUGGUUCGGCGUGCCUCCACGGCGGCAUCAGGUCGUUUCGAGACAGUCACGAGGAUUCUGCCGCGUCUGCUGUCCUUAGAACUGUUCAAUCCGGAAACCGAUGACUUGGAUAGCGAUUCCAGCGGCGUCUCAUCGCCGGAAUCGGUCGGCUCGGUGAUCAGCGUUACGUCGGAUGAACGCUACAUCGCGAGAAGGGAGGCUGAAGAGAGGAAAAAUGCGCAGACAGAUGAGAGUCUUUCCAAGUCGAACGAGGACGACGCAUCGAAGAAGACAAAGGAAACGGAAAGUAGUAUACGCGACGAUGAAUCUUUGAGUAUUGGAACAACAUCACUCGAGGAUUCGACUACACCUCUGGAUCCUUCGCACGACGACUCGUCCGCGGAUUUCGAAGACGAACCGCCCAUAAAAACCGGGCUGACGCACGAUGACACUUCUCAAGAUAAUUUAGGGCCUGACACGAUUUAUCCUACUUCGCACAUUCUUUUGGAAAGCGAAAAGUCCAUUUCCUCACAGUCUAUGAGGCUUCUGGAAGCCGCUGCCAAUGUGGCGAGCUCGCUCGAAGAUGCCGUAGAGACGGCGAUUCAACACAACGCCCAAGUAGAACAAUUAUCGCAAUACUCUCAAGUCGCUCAACGGCGGAAUAACGACGCGGUCUGGUCGCAGUCGAGCACGCGAACGUAUUUGAGGCAGGAUUGUAAAUCCGCUUUGAUGGAUUUGGGCGACUAUACCAACGAAUCGAGUAGCGAUCUCAUACGAGAUAUCAGUCGGUACUGCCAGAACUCGUCAUUCGAUUUUCUCGAUGUUUGCCAGAUGUCGAGGACCGCGCCAUCGUUGAAUGUCACGGAAAAUAACUUGGACGUGGUAUCGGAUGCCACGGCUUGCUGGGACGGAUGCGAUCAAGUGCCCAAGGAGACCUCGUGGAUCGUAAACGAAGCCUACGACGGAAGUGGACAUGACAAAUUCGCCAAUGUGGUCCAAUCCAAACUGACACCCAAAUCCAAAUCGCUCUACGAGGACCGUGCCGUCUUUGAGUCCGAACUUGAUCGUAAAUUUACAUGCGAUCCUAAGUAUAAUAAAGUUGAGCUCGACGUUGAGCCUCAAACGAAAUUCAUAUCCAAGUACGAUGAAAUGUUUAGAUUCAAUCACGAAUCCGAAGAGAAAUCAAAAACUGAGGCCGGUCUGGUAUCUAGAUUCAAUCCUAAGUCCGACAGUGAUCUCACAGGUGGUAUCAAAACCUCGUUUAUCAAUCCCGAAAGCACGUUCAGUCUCCAGACCGGAACGGAAUCCAAAUCCAAGGUCGAUCGGAAACAGCGUCGUUCCGUUGACGCUUCGUCGUUAUUGCGCAGCAACUCGGUGGACGACACGCUGGACUUCGUGAUGGUGUCAAAGACGGGCGAGUUUGAGUGCGAGACGGUGGAGGGUUCAAGGCCGGUUGGCAAGUGGCAUUCGACCCAGAGCGGAUUAUCGAUGGACUCGAGCGACGUGGGCGACUCUCUGAUCGAGAAUACAACGACGAGCCUGAGUGACGGCAGCCAGGCGGAGUCGACGGCGAGACUGUUCACCGGCAGCACGAUGUCGUUGGUAUCGAAUCCGAACGUGGAGAACAAUCGUCGAUGCUCGAUGGAGCGGCGGAGACUGCAGGAGCGCGGCCGCUCGUUGGACGAGAUGUCGAGCGGGACGAAGAGACGAGACGCCGCGGGCUGUCUGGUCACCGCGAGUACCGACACUUUGAGCAACGCCUCGUCCCAGGAGUCGUUGCCCUCCGAUCGCGGCGGCGGCUCCAUCACCUAUCACCAGUACUAUCACGUCUUUCGGGAGGGCGAGCUGGAUCAGCUGAUCAACAAGUACGUCGAGAACCUGCAUAUCAUCUCAUCGUAUUACGACCACGCCAGCUGGUGCGUCGUCGCGGAGAAAGUGCAGGUCUGGACUAUAUGACUUCGGAUACGGAUCGUCGUGUGAAGGACCAGCGGCUGCUGCGACUCGUUCUCAGGCAGGCUCUUUACCAAGUUGUACACCGGGUGUCUCGAUAGGAGAUGUCAGCCAGAAGGGAUCAACUAGGUUCAACCUUAUGAAAAUUUGUAUCUACUUAGUUUUCACCUUUCAUUCGAGAAGUAGUUUCCCGGGACUGUUAAUUCAGAAAAAUGAAAAUCGCAACUCUAAGAAACUGGGAAUAUAACCAUUCUUGAAUCUUUUAAUUUUUAAUGUAUAACACAGUUCGCACCAUUUUAGGAUUUGAAUUACGAAACGAACGUGUCGGGGAGGACUCUUACUUUCGAGAUAAUGGUACUGAUCCCCUUUUUUGGGGCACACAAUACGUUGUUCCGGUGGGUGGAUUCAAUGCGGCUAAACGCGGGAAAUUUCGCGAUUCGAGUGCGAAGCUUACGACUCUAAAUUCGUAGAUCUAAGAGUCCAAGGAUCUCAAAUUUCAGGGGUCCAAGAAUCCAAGGAUUUAAAGGCUCAAGGAUUUCAUAAUAAUCCAAGUUAAUGAGUUUAAUCACAGGUUGACUUUCUAACGGUCUGUUCUCAAAAACUCUGCGACGACCUAUAUCGCUGUUGAAAUAUCGCUUUGCGCUCGUUGAACAUUCCUUUCACAUUUAUCUCAUUGCGAGGAGAUUUCUCUGUCCGUGAUGUCACUGAAGUGAUGUGAUGUAGGAAUAUAGCUUCAAACUACAUAAGAGAGAUUAAUGAUAUAAACGAACCAACAUAAUCGAUAUAUCAUGAAAUAUCCAACAGUAAAAGUAGGAAGCAUCCAAGCAAGUAAGAAAUGCUUAAAAAUAUUUUCUUUAGUUUUCGUUAACUCUGAUGCAAUAAUUCUUUUCAUGUCCGACUCGUCUGUAGCUGUAGCUUCACUUCAGGGACGUUUUGGACUGCCCAUCAUUUCAUUUAUCGCACAUCUUGAAACACGAUUGCAGAAAGCAUGACUCUUCGAGAAUACACACUACAAAAAAAAAAAAAAAAAAA